ACCAUAACACCACACACAACACCACCACCACCGCCUCCUCCACACACCCACGAACACACCCCCCCGCACACACAAACACGAAGAAAAUGUCCGCCCCAUCACCCGCCGCCUCCCCACCCGCCGCCCCCGCCUCAACCGCCGCCGGAAUCACGGACGGCCUCUCGACACUGGAGAAGCAGCGCCAGCUGCUCGCCGCAAAGCUGGCAUCGCAGCAGCCCGCUGAGUCAUCCACCAGUCCUACCGACCAGAUGAUGACGCCCGUGAGCAAGAAGCUGGCUGAUCACAAGAAGAAGGCGUAUACGAAAGCGAAACCCGGAUCGCUGGCUGGGCGUUUACGCUCCCUCGGCGGCGGCGGGGGUGGCGGCAUGGGCGGCGGCAUGGGCGGCGGCAUGCAGUCGCUAAAGAAGCCGUCGCCGUCACCGCCGAAUGCGGGGCUGCAGGAGGAUCCGUUCGCUGCUCCCACUCCCGCUCCUGCCUCCUCCUCGUCAUCGUUCUCCUCGUCGUUGUCGUCGUCAGCGUCGACGUCGUCUUCGAGCGGAACGCAGUAGUUGCUCCAUGCUGCUUGCGGAUAUCUGCGAUAUCAACCAGACGGCAGAAACGAAGCACGGUAGCCACUAUGACAAUUCGCAUACAACUGUUGGUCUUCUGCGCAGCUGGCUGGUCUACUGGUCUAUUCUUUAUUUGAUCUUUUGCUCUCGGAGUUUUCGUUUCUUUUGAGUUUUCUUUUUCGCUUUCUUUGCGUGUAUAUUAUCUAGGGACGGAUGGGUUGGGAUGGGCUGGGCUGGGCUGGCUGGUUGGGAUGGGUUGGGUUGGGUAAUGGUGUUCGUAUACUCGGUUCGGGUUUGGGUUUGCUUGCUGUCUGUCAGUCACUCUGUCUCUGUCCGUCUCUCUAAAGAUUGUCAUGUUUCGUUUUUCCCACUGUUAAUGACCAUCAUGGAAUUGCUUGCGUGCGCACGGAUAUCACAGAACCGCGGAAUCGACCGAACAAGGAAACAACG
Messenger RNA from Tricharina praecox, 998 nucleotides. RefSeq lists its product as uncharacterized. The transcript has 2 exons. Bases 87 to 548 code for a protein of 153 amino acids. The record is from RefSeq and is a predicted model, not a curated record. Lineage: Eukaryota; Fungi; Ascomycota; Pezizomycetes; Pezizales; Pyronemataceae.